This is a messenger RNA of Prunus armeniaca (apricot), 1173 nucleotides long. NCBI's taxonomy places the organism in Eukaryota, Viridiplantae, Streptophyta, Magnoliopsida, Rosales, Rosaceae. The record is from the annotation of a GenBank genome assembly.
AUGGAUCCAAACAAGAAGCUUAGCUUUAGCGAGGGAUUUGGAUCAUGGGCUAAUAGACCCAUCGACCAGAGGCAAUUCUCAAUGAUGCGUCCACCCAACCUUCCUUUACCCCCAAGUGGUUCAUUUCAAGGGUGGAGACAACAACCCUACUGGAUGAGCCAUGCUGAAGGUAUGGGUGGUGCAAGCAGCAGUAGUGCCAACCAUGGCCAGCUUUCGGAGCCUAAUCCCGGGAUUAAUGCCUUUAAUCCCGGGAUUAAUGCCUUUAAUCCUGGGAUUAAUGCCGGCAUUGCCAACAGGCUCAACAAUAUUAAUACCACUCCUGCUAUUGCAGCAGCUGGUAAUAAUGGUGGAAAAAAUCGAAGCUCUGAUAGUGAUGAUGACCAUUCUAAUGCCAAAGCUAAAACUGUAACUGUGGAUGGUGUUCAGGUUAAACUGGGCAAAAACGCGGACGCUGAGGCCAUGGAUCCAAAAAAGCUCAAACGAAUCAUUUCAAACCGGGCUUCGGCGCAGAAAUCUAGACUGAAGAAACUACAAUAUAUCGCGGAGAUGGAAAGGAAGGCGAAGGCUCUAGAGGCUCAAAUAGCUUUUUUAGCUCCUCAAGUUGAGUUCUACACACACCACAAGCAUUAUCUACAAAUGGAGCAAAAGGCCUUGAACCAACAGAUAGCUGCUUACGCCAAGGACAAGUUAAUGAAAGAUGCUGAAAUCGAAGCGAACAAAAAAGAGGUGGCCAGGCUGAGGGAACUGCAGUUGAGCCAACAGAAGGCCCGCUUGCAGGCCAACGCAAAUGAAAGCAGCAGGUUGAUGAAUUGGGAACAGGCAAGGUUAAUGGAGCAGAUGGCAAAUUCAGGCCUUAUUCAGUCUGGUCGACAGAUGGAACCUUCAAACUCAAGGAAAGAACAAGCUGAAGAAAGAGCAACAGAAGUGAAAGUGCAGAAGCAACUCAAUGUGGCAAAAGAGAAGGAGAAGCAACAAAACCAGCUAGGGCAGGCCUCGAUGGCGGGUCCGGAUCCCGGGCCAGGGCAAACUGAAAAUGCGAGCUCAAGUCAACCCAAGCCAGAGCCGAAGGGGGAUGUUGAUGAUGAUAUGAAGUCAGAGGAUGGUGUGAAGGAGAUGGAAGGUGUGGUGACCUUUAAGACCGAGCCGAACCAGAAGGAGCAUACCUUCAUAUGA